AUGGAAACGGUCCUGGUCAUUGGAAGUGGUGGUCGAGAGCAUGCAUUGUCAUGGAAACUAGCCCAGUCACCUAGUGUGAAGCAGGUGUUUGUCAGUCCAGGAAAUGCUGGCACAUAUAAAAAUGGGAAAAUAGAUAAUGUUGCACUUAAUAUCAAAGAUUUUGAUGCAGUCAUGGAUUUCUGUAAGAAAGAAUCUAUUAGCUUGGUGGUGGUUGGUCCAGAGGAUCCUUUGGCUAGUGGCAUAAGUGACAUCCUCUCUGCAGCAGGUAUUCCCUGUUUUGGUCCAAGUGCUUCAGCAUCUCAAAUAGAAGCCAGCAAAGUAUUCUCAAAACAGUUGAUGUAUCGUUAUGGCAUCCCAACAGCGAGGUACCAGAGUUUUACAGAGGUUGAACCAGCUUGUCAGCAUAUCUGGCAGUCAAAAUAUCCAGCUCUAGUGGUAAAAGCAAGUGGACUGGCGGCAGGGAAAGGUGUGAUAGUAGCAGAAUCUAAAGAGGAUGCAUGUCAGGCUGUCAGAGAAAUUAUACAGGAGAAGAAGUUUGGUAUGGCUGGAGAAACAGUUGUGGUGGAGGAACUCCUGGAGGGAGAGGAGGUCUCUUGUUUGGCAUUUACUGAUGGCAGCACAGUUGUUAUGAUGCCACCAGCACAGGAUCACAAAGCCCUGAAUGAGGGGGACACAGGCCCAAAUACAGGAGGCAUGGGCGUGGUCUGUCCCUAUCCAAAGGUUUCAAAGGCAGAACUGAAAAAAAUACAGAUGGAUAUACUACAGAAAGCUGUUGAUGGAAUGAGAGAACAGGGUACACAAUACAAAGGUGUGCUGUAUGCUGGCAUAAUGCUAACAUCAGAAGGUCCUAAGGUACUUGAAUUCAACUGCAGAUUUGGGGAUCCAGAGGCACAGGCAAUUCUUUCCCUGAUGACCUCUGACCUGUUUGAUACUUGUCUUGCUUGCACAAAUGGAAGCUUGUGUGACCACAUUCCAGUUUUUGACUGUCAGAGCUGCGUGACAGGAAUUGUAGUGGCCAGUGGAGGCUAUCCAGGUUCUUAUAGAAAGGGACUGGCAAUAACAGGACUGGACCGAGCUGAAUCACACGGACUGACAGUGUUUCAUGCUGGAACAGCUCGAGAAGAGAAUAAGGUGGUGACCAAUGGUGGCCGUGUUCUGGCUGUCAUGGCAACCAGUCACAACUUUCGUACUGCUUGUAACCUGGCAACUCGAGGUGCUGCCCUAGUGAAAUUUGAUGAAAUGUUCUACAGGAGAGAUAUUGGGUUCAAAGUUCACUCAAGGUUGAUGGAUAAUCAACCAGGGCUGACCUAUCGAGAUUCUGGUGUAGAUAUUACUGCUGGAAAUACUCUUGUGGAAGCCAUCAAACCUCUUGCUUCCAAGACAAGUCGGGCUGGAUCCGCAGUAAAACUGGGAGGGUUUGGAGGGCUGUUUGAUAUGAAGGAAGCUGGUUAUACUGAUCCGAUCCUAGUCGCGGGCACAGAUGGUGUGGGCACAAAACUGAAGGUUGCCAAGGAGACUGGUUGUCAUAACACUAUUGGAGUAGACUUGGUUGCUAUGUGUGUCAAUGAUAUACUGGCACAAGGAGCAGAGCCACUAUUUUUCCUUGACUACUUUGCCACAGGAAAGCUGGAUGUGAACGUCGCUAAGGAAGUGGUAGCUGGGAUCACCAACGGCUGUGUGGAGGCUGGAUGUGCUCUUAUAGGUGGAGAAACAGCUGAGAUGCCAGGAAUGUACCAAGGUGGAGAUUAUGAUGUGGCUGGUUUUGCUGUUGGUGCUGUAGAAAGAACAAAUGUCCUGCCUCGUCUUAAUGAAAUAUCACAGGGUGAUGUUCUGAUUGGUCUGAAAUCAAGUGGUAUCCAUAGCAAUGGCUUUAGCCUGGUACGAAAAGUGAUAGAGAGACUUGGAAUCAGUUUUGACAUGCCGUCACCAUUUGGAUCAGGAAUAACCUUAGGAGAGGAGCUCCUGACCCCAACUAAGAUCUAUGUGAAGGAUGUACUGCCUCUGAUGCGUGAAGGUCGAGUGAAAGCCUUCGCCCACAUUACAGGAGGGGGAUUGACAGAGAACCUCCCCAGAGUGUUACCAGAUGAUCUAGGAGUGACAAUUGAUGCACUCACAUGGCACAUCCCACAAGUAUUUGGAUGGUUAGCAAAUAAGGGUAAUAUAUCCAAUGAGGAAAUGGUGAGGACAUUUAAUUGUGGAAUAGGAGGAGUGCUAGUGGUGGACAAGAUGCAAGUUGACACAACAAUGGGACGUCUGGGAGACAGGGCAUCAGUCAUAGGCUCAGUACAGGGAUAUAAAGGUGUGUUGUUAAUCACUGAAUUCUACCAAUAGAUCAGGAUAGGGAAGCUUAGACAGGGUUUUACACGCUGCUGGAAGCCACUGGUAACUCCAAGGAUGUGCAAGACAGUUGGGGUGCUCAUCUCUGGGUCAGGAACAAAUCUACAGGCCUUGAUUGACCACACCAAGGAACAGAACAACAACAGCUGUGCAGAGAUUGUACUGGUUAUUUCUAAUAAGCCCGGUGUCCAGGGACUGGAAAGGGCUCAACUAGCAGGGAUACCUACUCAGGUUAUCAACCACAAAGAUUUUAAAAGUCGUCAGAGCUUUGAUGAGGCAGUGCAUAAAGCAUUAGAUGUAGCAGGUGUAGAUAUUGUCUGUCUGGCAGGCUUCAUGAGGAUCCUGACAGGGGAUUUUGUGAGUAAGUGGAGUGGACGCAUGCUUAACAUCCAUCCCUCACUGCUGCCUUCCUUUAAAGGACACGAUGCCCACCGACAGGUGUUGAAGGCUAACGUCAGGAUCUCUGGCUGCACUGUACAUUUUGUAGCUGAGGAAAUAGAUUCUGGAGCUAUCCUUGUCCAGGAAUCUGUGCCAGUGUAUCCUGAAGAUACAGAGGUAACAUUAUCAGCCAGGGUCAAAGAAGUGGAGCAUCGAGCCUUCCCAAAGGCCUUGGAGCUUGUCGCUAGUGGUCAGGCCACUCUAGGAAAGGAGGGACACAUAAUCUGGUGUCAGUGAACUGAU
Messenger RNA from Ylistrum balloti, 3018 nucleotides. Its product is annotated as trifunctional purine biosynthetic protein adenosine-3-like. The record is from RefSeq and is a predicted model, not a curated record. NCBI's taxonomy places the organism in Eukaryota, Metazoa, Mollusca, Bivalvia, Pectinida, Pectinidae. Gene Ontology annotation, biological process: 'de novo' IMP biosynthetic process; adenine biosynthetic process. Gene Ontology annotation, molecular function: phosphoribosylglycinamide formyltransferase activity; metal ion binding; ATP binding. The transcript has 20 exons. Gene Ontology annotation, cellular component: cytosol.